This is a messenger RNA of Amaranthus tricolor (Joseph's coat), 2096 nucleotides long. Its product is annotated as F-box/kelch-repeat protein At5g43190. Bases 174 to 1307 code for a protein of 377 amino acids. Lineage: Eukaryota; Viridiplantae; Streptophyta; Magnoliopsida; Caryophyllales; Amaranthaceae. The record is from RefSeq and is a predicted model, not a curated record. Gene Ontology annotation, molecular function: protein binding. The transcript has a single exon.
CUCAACUCUACUCUAAUAUUCUAACCUUUCUAUUUUUCUACAUGAUCAGUUCACCAAAUUUCUUUGUUCUUAUCACAUUUUCCAAACAUUCAUACAAACCCUUGCAUCAAAUUCCAAUCUUUCUCAAAUCUUUCCAUCUUCUCAAUCAUCAAUAAACCCAGAAAAUUCCCAAAAUGCAAAAUCAAAACCCUUCAGAAAUGGAUCCCUUAAUAUGGAGCAAAUUACCCCAAGAACUCUUAGAUCAUAUUUUCUCUUUUCUCCCCUUAAAAUCAAUCCUUUAUCUAAGAUCUACUUGUAAACAUUUUAAAGCUUUGAUCUUUAACCCAUCUUUCCUUUCAAAAUUCAAUCUUUUUUCUUCUUCUUGUUCUUCCCCAUUUUCUUCUUUCCUAUUACUAUCUCAUCCUCAAUUUAAUCACCAUUUUCCUUUAUACAAUUCUGUUUCUGGUACUUGGAGAGAUCCUUCUGCUGCAAAAUCUUUGAUUAAUCCUUGUUCAUCAUCUUCAUCUCUUCUUUCUGCUUCUAAUGGGUUAUUUUGCUUCCAUUUACCUAUUUCCUCAUCAUUUUUAGUCACUAAUCUCUUGUCUAGAUCCUCUAUUCUUGUCAAAUUCCCUAAAUUUCCCUUCACAUUUGAGAUUCUUACUCUGAUUUCUUCCCCAAAUGGGUUUAAAAUCUUUAUUUAUUCAUCAAAAUCUGUGUUUCUAUAUGAUUCUACCCAUCAAUCAUGGAGGAAAUUUGAUGGGUUUGAGCCAAUUUUGAAUGAUACAAUUCAUCAAGAAGGUGUUUAUAGAGAUGGGUUUUUGUUUUUCAUUACUUCUUACCCUUUUAAAGUUGUUUCCUUUGAUCUACAAAAGGGUAAUUGGUGCAAUCCCUUUAUAGAAAUGCCUACAAAUGAACUUGCUUUUGCUAGGGUUGUGAUUUCUGAUGAAGAACAAGAAGGUGAAAAUGGAGGAAAAGCAAGAAAAAUGUAUGUGAUUGGUGGGGUAGGAAGUAAUGGGAUUUCUAGGAAUUUGAAAUUAUGGGAAUUAUAUGAAGAAAAUGAAGGAAAUCAAUGGGUUGAAAUUGAAAGUUUGCCUGAAUUGAUGUAUAAGAAAUUGGUAUCAGUAUGUUAUCAUAAUUAUGAACAUAUAUAUUGUUUUUGGCACAAUGGUUUGAUUUGUAUAUGUUGUUAUAGUUGGCCUGAGAUUUUGUAUUAUAGGGUUUCUAGGAGGACUUGGCAUUGGUUGCCUAAAUGUCCUGCUCUUCCUCACAGAUAUAGUUGUGGAUUUCGUUGGUUUUCUUUUGUUCCCAAGCUUUAUGCUUCUUUUUGAGCUGUGACCAGAGGUGUGCAGUUAGGCCAUCGGACUGAGUACUGCAUUCACAUUGAUUUUUACCUCAUUGUAAUAUUUGAAGUCGGGUUAAAGUCGGAGUCAACAUAAGUACUAUUCACAUUCAUUUUUACAUCUUUGUAAUCUUCGAAGUCGGGUUGGAGUCAGCAUGGUUGGGUAAAUAUUGAAUGGAGUGUAUUUUGAACCUUUCUACUUGUGAUGAGUUGUUGAAUUUCAUCUUUGUGACAAGAGGUGUGCAUUUCGGCCUUCGGACCAAAAUUUGUGUUUAAAUUGAUUUUUAUAUCAUUUUAAUUUUUAAAGUCGGGCUAAAGUCGAUUACAGUAAUAUAAAGUUGGGUAAAUAUCGGAUGAAAUGAGUUUUGAACCCUUUCUACUUGUGAUGUGAAAAUUUGUUAAUUUGAGGUUAGUUUGAAGUUUUUCAUCAAGGUAUAGCACUCAUAUUAUGUAAGUGUGUUGAACCAAUUUAUUUUACGGAACAUCUAGGUCGAAAUUUCUCUCAUGUAUUCUUUGUUUAUAUCGAUUUGUUGUUGCAUUUAUUGGUAUUGGAAAGCUUGAUUGUAAAAGGGUUUGUUCAAACUUCAAAUAUACACUCUUCAAUCUCAUAUUCUUAUUCAUGGAUCAUGGGUAUACAUGUAUAAUGUGUAGUACACUUAAUUAAGUAUCUUAGUAUUUCAUGUAAUUUGAAGGGAAAUUAGCUUCAUUAUAAAGGUUGAUUGUUAAGUAUUUAGAAUGUAAUAAUAGUAUGUAUUUUAUUGGUCUCAUUUAUUUUAAA